Suillus bovinus is the source of this 1705-nucleotide messenger RNA. Its product is annotated as Metallo-dependent phosphatase-like protein. The transcript is spliced from 5 exons. The record is from RefSeq and is a predicted model, not a curated record. Gene Ontology annotation, cellular component: cytoplasm. Gene Ontology annotation, molecular function: phosphatase activity; endopolyphosphatase activity. Bases 78 to 1463 code for a protein of 461 amino acids. Gene Ontology annotation, biological process: polyphosphate catabolic process. Lineage: Eukaryota; Fungi; Basidiomycota; Agaricomycetes; Boletales; Suillaceae.
AGACUGCUGUUAAUAUUAUGUAAGAUAACAGACAACUUUUAAUUAUACCAUCUCCUUCAAGCACCCAAGUCGGCACCAUGGCCAGGCACAAUGACAACUAUGGUUGCCUAUUGGGCAUAGUUCUCGUUAUCCUCAUCAUCUGGACAGUUGCAGGCGGCCCACGAGAUACGGUCAGUUUCUGGACGAGCUCCCCCAAAUUCCCUGACUUCAGUCAUUACGACAAUUUCUCACAUACGCUAUCUGAUGAACAAUUUCCGACUAAUGACAAAGAUAUGAAGAUAAUAGUGAUAGGCGACUUACAUGGCAUGAAUGAAUCUCUGACCACUCUGCUAAAUCGAAUAUCCUAUGACACACAGAAGGAUAUUUUAAUACACCUUGGUGACCUCAUGACAAAGGGACCUGUGGAAGACUCGUUGGCAGUCCUAUCGUUUAUGGAAAGCAACAAGAUUCUGGGCGUUCGCGGAAACAAUGAUCAGCAAGUCCUUGAAUGGCGCGCCUGGAUGGAUUGGAUUGUUUCUCAGCCGGGGGGCAGAGAUUGGCUGGUAGAAGUUGAUGAUCAGUGGCCUAAGUAUGAAGACCCGCUCGAGAAGGACAACAUGUCUGCAUUUCACUCGUGGCCAUCGUUGAUAAAGAAACAUAAGUGGGGGAAAAAGGUCCCCGAGGGUUGGAAGCCUUUAGGAGAUCACUACCAGGUUGCACGAGCGAUGUCCGUCUCACAGUACAAUUACUUGCGAUCUCUCCCUCUCGUUCUUUACGCGCCAGCAGGCCACGUGUUCUUCGUUCAUGCAGGUUUACUUGCAGCUGACCCAACCCGGACACUCACGCAUCCUAGACAACCAUUAUCGCACUGGCCAUCGAUAGAGCGCAAGCAUGACAUCACUGCUAUACGGAAGGCACAGGAGCUCGCAUUACUCUCAGAUAUUCCACAGAACCAAGAUCCAUGGGUCGUCCAAAAUAUAAGGAGCGUGCGCAAAAAGGGUAAGCCCACGCGCAGCAGCAAGAAAGGGACCCCGUUCUCUGACCUUUGGAAUGAAAUCAUGAACAAAUGCUCUGGUUUCCACGAUUCCAAUACUAAGCUUGGUUCCAAUACACAUCUCUCAGGCUACCAGGAGAGUCAACUCGCUGAUCAUGAUCUCCCUUGUUAUCCGUCGACUGUCGUGUACGGCCACGCGGCAGGUCGUGGUCUGGAUGUCAAGAGGUGGUCCAUCGGCUUAGAUACCGGCUGCUUUUACGGCCGAAGACUUUCAGCGCUAGUGCUUGAUACAAGAUCAUUCCAUUCAGGGGCUUCAGGGGAUCACACUAUCGACUUCCCAUCCCAAGCAACCAAUCAGUUUCAUGUAGAGCCUUCGUUGUCAGGGGCUGGAAACAAUCAUACGUACGACCCCCUGUCCAGUACAACCGAUUCUCGAAUCAAGUUUGACCUCGAAGGAGAAGCCCGGAUAAUCAGUGUCAAGUGCCAUUGAUCAUUCGCCAUCCUCAUCGCAUAUCGCGGCAUAUCUGUCACCGAAGUAAUCUCGGUAUCAGAUCCUUACGGAAAUUGGAAUUUUGGCAAUGCUCGCGUCUUUGGACGUCGGGAACGAGACUAUCAACGUUCCUCGUCCCCUUAAACGUUGUUUUGUUGCAUAUCUUAUCUUCGCAUUUCAGGCCCCUGCACUAGUACUAUUAUGCAACACCAGUAUCUUGAUCGUUUCUUACAGCAACGCGC